Messenger RNA from Fusarium pseudograminearum CS3096, 1905 nucleotides. RefSeq lists its product as uncharacterized. The coding region runs from base 1 to 1905 and encodes 634 amino acids. The record is from RefSeq and is a predicted model, not a curated record. The transcript has 4 exons. Lineage: Eukaryota; Fungi; Ascomycota; Sordariomycetes; Hypocreales; Nectriaceae. Gene Ontology annotation, biological process: regulation of DNA-templated transcription; DNA-templated transcription. Gene Ontology annotation, molecular function: zinc ion binding; DNA-binding transcription factor activity, RNA polymerase II-specific; DNA binding.
AUGCCUCCUCGACGUGCAUGCGAUGUAUGCUACAAGCGAAAGAUCCAAUGCUUGAUCAAGACCCAGGGCGAACCUUGUGACUGGUGCGAAAGCCAAGGACUAACUUGUACCUUUGAGAGAGUCAUUCAGAAAGACCCCAACAAGAGAACCACUUCCGAUGUUGUGCAGGAAUUGUCUCACCGCGUCGAGUCUCUUGAAGAAGCUCUCCAAACUGCAUUAAGCGCACCCGCCCGAAGCGCCUCUAUUUCUCUUUCAGACAGGCCAUUGGCUUUCCCCAGUCCACCCAGUCUUCGACUUGGAGGAGGAUCGCCAGUCACAACAACCAUUGCUCGUCAUCCUUCCGUGAUAAGUCCUUCUGACCUUCCAGUGAACAAUAUUGCUUUGAGCAAGCCAUGCUACAAAUUAUCGCCAUGCCAACUCGGCACGAAUUGGUAUUUUAAAGGUAUCGGUAUUUUAUCUGAGAGAGGAAGACAAUGGAUCACAUAUGGAUCCGGUGAGAGAGUCUUUCUCGAAAACUUUAACAUUUUUGCCAAUCCAAUUGGCGUUAUCCCGCCUUUGGACUGUUGGCCAAUUUCUGAUCAAACGCGAAUACUACCGCCGAAGGAAGCUGUCAGAUACAUUGUCGACGCGUUUUUCAAGUCCAAGACAUCAGUCUUUUUUCCCAUCUUGGAAAGAAGUCUGUUCCAGGACACCAUCGACAGAGCGUACGAUGAGGUUGAUCUUGGACGUCGUGCUCCAGCUGAAGCCUGUCUUUGGGCAAUUACUGCUCUUGUGAUGCGCACAACAGACCUUCAGCAAUUCGGUCUUGGGUUGGAAAUAAGAGACUGCCUUUAUGAGGCUACUCGCUUAUUGACACUCAACAAUGGCAACACCAAUUUGGACAGUUUACAGGGCACUCUACUUCUGUGGGCGUGUCAAAAGAUGCGAGGACGAUGUCGUGAAGCUUCGGUCACAUUUGCAAAUGCAUGCCGCAUGGUUUGUGAUCUUGGCGGCCAUUUCCCACUCUCACGACUUGCCAUUCUCCCUCAACACAGUCCCACAUUCGACCAUCAAACAAAACUGCAUAUUCGCAGACUGUUCUGGAUAUGCUACUGUUUCGACAAGGAUGUGUCACUCCGCACCGACAAACCACCUCUUCUCUCAUCCGACUACUGCGAUGUGAACGACUCCGAAGAGCCACCUUGGUUUAACCAAUCGAGAGACAUGAAUCUCGCCAAGAUCAAAGAGAAUGCUGUUCGCAUGCUUUGUUCACCGAGGGCGUUCAAGUAUACCGAAGGUGAACUUCUCGCGCGCGUUAGAGAGCUUGAUGACGAACUGGAAGAGUGGCGAGUGUCUGUGGAUCUUCGUUAUCGUCCUCGCCUAUCUAUCGUUUCAGACUUAUCCGCUUCCCUGUCUUCAAACAUGAGCCUGGAAGACCACACGUACCUCAUCAACCUGCAACUCGACUACCUCUUCACCAUAAUCAACAUCCAUACCCUGGUCCGCAAAUGUGGCGAUUUGGAAGAAAACCUUCCCGACGAUCUUCACAGCGUCGUGCACUCGAGCGCAGACCUCUCUAUCGAAGCAAGUCGCUCGAUAUUUCGUAUCCUCGACACAGUUGUUGACUUUUGGAAAGAGGAUGCGGUCUACAUCGUGUCGCACUUUGCGCCAAUGGCUGCGAUGCCGCUGUUCAUGAACAUUUUGAUCCAUCCGCUUGGUAAUACGGCGGAUAGUGAUUUGCAAAUCUUGUCGUCGAUAAGUAACAUCACGCGUAAAAUACCUGCAGAGAAUUUGCCGAUGGAGGAAAUUGAGGGAAUCAGAGAGAUUAGUGAAUUUGUCAUGGAGCUUGUCAGAUUGAGUCACAGCGCAGCAUGGAAGGUCAAACGGGGCGAGAGAGAGCAUGACCUUGAUAUUAUCCAUAGUUGA